This is a messenger RNA of Brassica rapa (field mustard), 1576 nucleotides long. Its product is annotated as rhodanese-like domain-containing protein 7. The record is from RefSeq and is a predicted model, not a curated record. NCBI's taxonomy places the organism in Eukaryota, Viridiplantae, Streptophyta, Magnoliopsida, Brassicales, Brassicaceae.
CGUGAAUCAGUCCACAGUUUUGGUUAAGUCCGGUUUGGUUUAAUCCCACAGAAUAAACCUCAAUGCUACGUUUCUACUACCACUGGAGAUUUCCGCCGCCCCUCGCCGCCGCGAGAAUGCUCUCAUCACCACCACCACCACAACCUCACUCUCAACCUUCAAUCUCCAGCGGCGUCUCAAAUUCGAUCUCAACCACUAAAAACACCAAACCCAACUUACUACCCACUCAAUCUCAACCAAAGACUCUCUCUUCCUCUCCUCUAAAAUCCACGGUGGCUUGUUCUAGCUCUGGACCUAUCCGACAAAACAUGACUACUGUCUCUCAAUGCUUCUCAACCAAACAAGAACCUGUCGAGUCAGAUAAAAGCUCACUCCUUGUCGUUUCAUUCUACAAGUUCGCUGAUUUUCCUGACCAUGCUGAUCUCAGAAAGCCCCUCAAGGAUCUCUGCGAAGAAUUGUGUGUUUCAGGUGGAAUCAUUCUUGCACCAGAAGGAAUCAACGGGAGUAUCUGUGGGAGUCGUGAAUCAGUGGAGAGAGUGUUGGCGUUUAUACAGAGUGAUGUUCGUUUGAGUGGUUUGAGGCAAGUGGAGACGCCUGUGAGUCCUGAACAAGAAGCUAUACACCAUGGACAUAGCAGUAGCUCUCCUCUUGCGGCUGGUGAGGACGCUCCGUUUAGAUGGGAUCACGUUAGGGUCAAACUCAAGAAAGAGAUUGUCACGCUUGGAAUGCCAAGUGUGUCGCCUAUUGAAAGAGUUGGAACAUAUGUGAGCCCUGAGGAAUGGAAUGAACUGAUCAGUGAUCCAGAAACAGUAGUGAUUGAUGUGAGGAACACCUAUGAGACUAGGAUUGGGAAGUUCAAAGGAGCUGUUGAUCCAUGCACCACAGCUUUCAGGCAUUUCCCAUCUUGGGUUGAGAAUCAGUUUGCAUUGAAGCAAGAAGGCAAUGAAACACAAGCAAAGGUGGAGAAAGAAGAAGAGAAAGCUGAGAAACCAAAGGUGCUGCCACGGAUUGCUAUGUACUGCACUGGAGGAAUCAGAUGUGAGAAAGCUUCAAGCUUUCUGCUUAGCCAAGGCUUCGAAGAGGUGUAUCAUCUCAAAGGUGGGAUACUGAAGUACCUAGAGCAAGUCCCCAAAACAGAGAGCUUGUGGGAAGGAGAAUGCUUUGUGUUCGACAAACGUGUGUCAGUGGAACAUGGUUUAGCACAAGGAACACAUAAACUCUGCUAUGGAUGCAAGCAGCCUAUAAGUGAUGAAGACAUGGAAGCUCCAGAGUAUGAAUCUGGAGUCUCUUGCCCUUACUGUUUCUCUGAGAAGUCCGAAGAGGAGAAAGAAAGGGCAAGAGCAAGGCAGAGUCAGUUUGAGGAAUGGGGUGUGAUCGGUGGUCCGGAUAAAGGUCGUAGGCCCGCUACUAAACCGGAUAGUCCAAGAAAGAGCAGUGCCAAGCUUGGUUCUUCAAUAUAGACUUUUUGUUGUUCUUCUUGUGGUCUACUCCAUAAUUUAUAAAACCAUUGUUAUAUUUGAGUGGCUUAAACGCUAAUCAUCAAGGAAAUGGAAUUGUGUUUUAAGUUUUCUGAUGA